UGCAAACAAAAAUCAAUUUAUUUGCUGUUUAGCAUAUGGCAGGGAUAGGUAAUGUUGUUCCUGGAGUGCCGCUGUCCUGCAGAAUUUAGCUCCAGCCUUAAUUAAACACACCUGAACAAGCAAAUCAAUGUCUGCAGGAUUCCUAGGCUACAGGCAAGUCAUAUUUUUUUUUUUUUGUCAUGUAUUUUGUUUUUGGUUCGAGCUAAAAUCUGCCAGAAAGCAGCACUCGAACGGCAUUGCCUAUUCCUGAUCUAUUGUAGUUUCAUGUAACAGUUGAUGCAGAUGGCAAGAAGUAACACCCAUAACAUAUUUUUAGCAUCAGUGUUGCUGACACCACAAGCUGAAAAAAAAAAGGUUUACAGGCAACUUAAUAUCUCCGCCCAUACUCACAUUUAUAUAGUCUUUGUCAGUUAGAGCCUACUUAAUGUCUUCAUCAUGAUCAUCAUCUCUCUGCUCCUGCUGGCCUCUCUGCUGCCACACCUGACCUUCACUGCUCAUGUGGGUAUAGUGAACGGCACAGAAGCAAAACCCCACUCCAGACCUUUCAUGGUUUCUCUUCAGAAGAACUGGCGACAUAUUUGUGGUGGAUUCCUCAUUUCUGAUAGAUUUGUUAUGACCGCUGCGCAUUGCUGGAAAAAUGAAACCCUAACAGCUGUGGUUGGCGCACAUGAGCUAAGACAGAAUGAAGGCUAUGUCCGCAUUGGUGUGAAGUCUUACCACAUGCAUCCAGACUUCAACAAGUACACUUUGGAGAACGACAUUAUGCUUUUGAGGUUAGAGAAAGAAGUCGAACAAAACAAGAAUGUAAUGAAGAUUUCCAUACCAAAAGAAAAAGCGAGAGACAUUGAAGCUGAUUCUGUUUGCCGUGUUGCUGGCUGGGGAAGACUGAGUUUUAAAGGGAAAAAGAGUUUUCGUCUCAUGGAAGCAGAAGUGAAGAUCAUGAAUAACACUGAAUGCAAAAAUAAAUGGAAAGACAAAUUCUCAGUCUCAGAGAUGAUGUGUGUCUAUGGAGAUGGAGGAAGCUGCAGUGAGGAUGGAGGAGGUCCUUUGGUUUGUGGAAACACUGCAGUCGGUGUCACUUCCUUUGGUGACCCAAAAAUCUGCAAUAGUCCUGAACGACCUGUAGUUUAUAUAAAGAUUUCACCAUAUAUUCCAUGGAUCUGCUCCGUUAUUGCAAAGGAUGAGUGAUUUUUACAAUGAAACAGAAUGAAGUAUUUUUUUAAAUGUUCAAUAAACAAACUAUGUGUCACAUA
Messenger RNA from Carassius auratus (goldfish), 1253 nucleotides. Its product is annotated as complement factor D-like. Gene Ontology annotation, biological process: proteolysis. Gene Ontology annotation, molecular function: serine-type endopeptidase activity. Bases 436 to 1188 code for a protein of 250 amino acids. The record is from RefSeq and is a predicted model, not a curated record. The transcript is spliced from 5 exons. NCBI's taxonomy places the organism in Eukaryota, Metazoa, Chordata, Actinopteri, Cypriniformes, Cyprinidae.